Messenger RNA from Stegostoma tigrinum, 12839 nucleotides. RefSeq names its product protein phosphatase 1 regulatory subunit 37-like. The record is from RefSeq and is a predicted model, not a curated record. Bases 724 to 4782 code for a protein of 1352 amino acids. Gene Ontology annotation, molecular function: protein binding. NCBI's taxonomy places the organism in Eukaryota, Metazoa, Chordata, Chondrichthyes, Orectolobiformes, Stegostomatidae. The transcript is spliced from 13 exons.
GAAAGAAACAAGCUUUAACCACCACCCCCCUUUCCAGACAGCGGUGGGAGGGGGGUGGGGGUGGGGAGGAAGAAUCGUCUCCAAGCUAUCCCCAUCCCCAGCUCCAGGGAAGGGAUGUAGGUGAAGGAGAGCUCAAACUCGCCAGCUAGAGAACAAUACUGUCCUUGGGAGUGAGCUGCUGUCCGCAGCUUUUAACUACAGUCAGUGUCGUAAAACCGACCUGUCAGAGCAGCAAGAGGAUAAUACUGGCCUGGGAGAGAAUUACUGCCUUAAUCCGUGUAGUAAUUCUCUACAGCAGCUGCAAAGAAGCUUUAACUACAGUCACGAUAAUGGUACGGACCUAGGACAGCAGCAAAAUCAGGUAACGCUACCGUGAGAAUUAUUGCUAUAGCACGGGGACCAUUACCCUUGGUUUCCAACUCCAAGCUUAAAUCAGCGAUAAUACUAACCUAGGAGAGAAUUACUGCAAUAAUUGGAAUCAUAAUUCUGUGGAACAGGGUGAUUCCAGCUCUAGUGAAGCCUUAACAUUCACAGUUAAGAGCAAUAAUACCGAUUUCGGAGAGGGCAGUUGCUAUAUUUGGGUUAGUAAUACAGUGGGACAAGCUGAUUGCUAGUUUCAAAAAGGCUUUAACCAUUAUUAGCCCUAUAAUAUUGAUCUAAUAGUAUUGUACUGAACUGGGAGUGAUUUACUAGUAUAUUCAGGAUUGCAAUACCCUGGAAGUGAUGGAGGUUGGUAAUACCCCUCUCAGGGGAGACCAAAGCCAUCAUAUAGAGAAUACUGACCCAAGAGGAGGCUGCUGUCACAGUCAGAGUGGUAAUACCCCACAACUGGCUGAUUCUCUGCUUCAGGGAAGUUUUAACCACACUAAGUGUAAUAAUACUGACCCAGGAGAGCAGCAAGUGAAUAAUACACACCUUAGAGAUAAUUAUUGCCAUAAUAAGACUAAUAAUUCCCUGCAACAGGCUGAUUCCCAGCUUCAGGGUGGUUUUAACCAUAGCCAAAAUAAUAAUACUGACCCAGAAGAGCAACAGGAGAAUAAUACUGAUCUCAGAGAGGGCUACUGUCAUAGUCAGUGUGAUAAUACCCUGGGAGAUGAUCAUCAGAGAAGUAGAAAGCUUAGUACCCCUGAAUGGGGAGACCAGACCCACCAGCUGGAGAGUAAGACUGAACUGAGAGUGGGCAGCUGCUGCAGUCAGGUUGAUAGAUUGGAAAUCCACCAAGGAAUUAAUCCUAAUCAAAGUUUGGGCUUCUAUGAUGGUCAAGCUGCUAAUAUUGUAAGCGACAUGGCUGUUGAUAUUACUUCUGUCAGGGGGUACCACUGUCAGCAGGAGAAUAGUGAUAAUCUGCUGCUGCUAACCUCUCCCAAUCAGGGUAAUGAUGUCCAAGAACAGGGUACUUACAGUGGAAGUGGAGACCAUCCACGUCAGGGGGGAAUAGAGGUAAAUGGUAACCAGACCGAGAUAAUGGUUAACAGCGGGUCGGGAGCAUCCUCAACUGAGGAAGAGGUAGUCCGUCCUUAUGAUGGGAAAGGUGCGAGAGGAGCAACUGGUGACUGCCUUUUAGACAAUAAGGAGAUGAAGGGAGAUCCUAAGGAAGAGAGGGGACAGGAGAGAACACUCAUUUUAGAGGCUGAGAAGGGAAACUGUUCAGAGAGUGAGAGAAACAAGCUGGGGUCAGACGAUGGGAAGUAUGAGGCAGGAAACAGUGAAUUCACACAGAAAUUUGGAGGAGAAUUGAAGGGAAGAAUGCACCAGGAACGAGGGACCAUCAAUACCAAAGGCAAAGAUCUGCUCACAGAGAAAUCUGCAAGAAGGGAUAAAGAGGAGGGGAUGGACCAAGAACUCUGCGUGUGUGAAGCUAAUUGUGUGGUGAAAGAAAGCAUGGUAGAGGAAAACUGCCUUGAGAUAGGAACAGUGGAAGAAAAGGACAGGAGACAGAACAUGUCUACUGUACAAACGACAGAUAAAUUCACACAGUGUGUGUCAACAGAGACAAGACUGCAGGAAGUGAAAAUUGAAGCACUGCAAAAAUGGGAGCCAAACCCCAGCAGCAGUGAGAUCAGCAAAGAAAUGGACAGUGAGAGGAACUGCCGAAAUCUGGAACUGACUGCGAUGCAGCAGGCGGAUACAAACAUGACACAACAGAUCAGCAAGGAGCGAGGUAUAAACCAGGAGAAGGCAAACUGCACAUUGAUUUUGGAAGCAGAAAAUUCUGCAGACCAGCAGUUGGAGGAGGCGUGUAGGUCAAUUGAUUCAGAUGGUGAGGGGCCAUUACCUCUGGCAGCAGGCUCUGCCAGGUUACAGAUAAACACUUCAGCAAGCAACGCUUGCCCUGAACAAUCUGUUUCGUCCCGAAUGCGUUUGGAUUUGCUCUCCCCAGUGGGCGACAUCUCCCAUCCUCUUGCAUUGACCUCCUCCUCCCAGGACCAGGCUGAUGACACCACUUUGCUGUCGCCCUCAGUGGACAGUCGAGCAAAGCAAAGCGUGAAGCGGGUAACCUUUCCCUCAGAUGAGGCCAUCGUUUCUGGAGCUGUGGAGCCAAAAGACCCAUGGAGACAUGCCCAGAAUGUGACAGUGGAGGAGAUCAUUGCUGCCUACAAGAUGGCCUGCCAGAAGCUGAACUGCAAACCAAUUAACAAGCUGCUCAAACAGAUCCAAGAGUUUAAAGAACUUUCACAGAGGCUGGACUGCCUGGAUCUGAAAGGUGAGAAACUGGACUACAAAGCUUCUGAAGCCUUGGAAGAGGUUUUCAAACGUGUCCAGUUUAAGCUGGUGGAUUUGGAGGCAACCAACCUGGAUGAAGAUGGUGCAUCAGCAUUGUUUGAUAUGAUAGAAUACUAUGAAUCAGCCACACAGCUAAACAUCUCAUUUAACAAACACAUUGGGACGCGAGGGUGGCAGGCUGCAGCUCACAUGAUGAGGAAGACCAGUUGCCUGCAGUACCUGGAUGCAAGGAACACCCCUCUCCUCGACCAUUCGGCACCCUUUGUUGCUCGUGCUUUAAGAAUCAGCAGCAGCCUGGUGGUAUUGCAUCUGGAAAACACCAGUUUAUCUGGCCGACCACUCAUGCUCUUGGCAACUGCGUUGAAGAUGAACAUGACAUUGCGAGAGCUGUUUUUGGCCGAUAACAAGUUGAAUGGACUGCAGGACUCAGCACAACUGGGAAACCUCCUAAAAUUCAACUGCACCAUCCAGCUAAUGGACUUGCGCAACAACCAUAUUCUGGACUCAGGCUUGGCAUAUAUUUCUGAUGGUUUGAAGGAGCAAAGACAGGGUUUAGUGACCCUGGUUCUGUGGAACAAUCAGCUGACCCACAAUGGGAUGACCUACAUGGCAGCUGCACUGCCCUAUACAUUGAGUCUGGAAACCUUAAAUCUCGGCCACAAUGCUAUUGGCAAUGAAGGUGUACACAAACUCAAAGAUGGACUGAUUGCAAAUCGAUCGGUCCUGCGUUUGGGAUUGGCAUCUACAAAACUCACCUGUGAAGGCGCUGUGGCUGUGGCAGAAUUCAUUGCUGACAGUCCCCGUCUGCUCCGCUUGGAUCUGCGUGAAAAUGAGAUCAAGACUGGUGGACUUAUGGCGCUCUCACUAGCCCUUAAAGUGAACCAUUCCCUGCUAAGGCUUGACCUGGACAGGGAGCCCAAGAAAGAAACAGUAAAGAGCUUCAUUGAAACUCAGAAGGCUCUUCUCACAGAGAUUCAAAAUGGCUGCAAGAGGAACUUCAUCCUGGCAAAGGAGAAGGAGGAGAAAGAACAUAAGAUGCAGCAAUCUGCGUCGAUGCCAGAGAUCACUGUGACAUUGUGUGAAAAUAAGGAAGAGCCCCAAAAAAGCCAGGCCUGUCUGAAGACCCAGAAAAUGCCAGAGGGUUCAGAAAAUGGAGCUACCCAAGAGACAGUACCAUCCAUACCCAAGAAUGCUGAAGAGCUGGUUGGCACCAGUGAAUCGAUUGUAAUGUCCUGUCCUGUGGAGCAAAAUCUGCAGUCUGCAGCACAGUUGGAAUUGAACCAGAACCAGGCACAAGUGAGUGUGGUUGGAACGUCAAGCUCUGAGAAACAGCAGCUUCAACGGCAGGAUCUUGUGGAAACACAUUGCGGAAAGGACUCGGUCAUAGCAGGUGAUGUGAGUCACAGAAGCAGCCCAACCGCCUUUGGUGAACAGCCAAUGCUGAUUCCCACUGAAUUAAAAUCUCCAGGGCCUGAAAGUCCAGUGAUCGUCAGCUCACCAAUCGAGAUCACACCAAGAAACAAUGAGCGCCUGGUGUCCAGUCCAGGCAGGGGACACAAAGUCUUUUUUGUAACCAGAGUGGAGAGCCCACCAGAGAACCCCAGCAACCAGGACAUGCAAUGGCAUAAUGAAACGACGCAAAGCAGAAAGCAUACUAUCUCCACUAAAGAGACAGAAUCCCCAUCAGAGCCUUUGCCUUGUUCAGCAUCAGACCCUCUGACAACUUUGACUGUACCAGCUCCUGCCCCAGAUGGUAGCUCCCAGACUGAAAGUCUGUCAGACCUGGACAGAGGGGUAGCUAACCCUGAGCAUGACUUUGAGACGGUUUGUGCCAGAGACUGUGAUCACACGGUACAUGGGGCUGCCUUACCAAAUGGACUGAAAGCGGAGCUUGUACAAAGGCUCCCUGAGACAACAGUGCUGACCACAGGCAAGGAUGGUAAAGCAAUGAGCUGCAGCAUUGAGCAUGAGUUUACAUCUCCCAAAACUGAAAAGGAGCUGGAGGAGUUGUUGCUGGAAGCGAGUCAAGAGACAUGUCGUGAAACAUCAGGAGUGUGAGCAAUGUCUUUUGGGUCUUGCUGAAUGUACCGAGACUGUCCUUGAAGAUUCCCAAGCCCCCUCAGCACCAACAAAAAGAUGUAUUUUCUCUCUUGCCCUCUCCUCAUUGCUGUCAAUCUCUCUCUCUCUCUCUCUCUCUCUCUCUCUCUCUCUCUCUCUCUCUCCCCCUCUCUAGCAGGGGCCAUCGGACUAUCCACUGUCAAUUCACCUUGCUGUUCAUGCCAUUCCAUCUCGCCUCCAGAAAAGGGAUAUGCUUGGAGUACAAACCAAAGAAAGUGCCACCUGAGGAAGUGAGAUUGCUGUCCAACCCUGUCUGCUGGGGGAAGUUGUGUCUCGUUUGUGGAAACAGAGACCAUCUGAACACGAGAGAUGUGCCUGGGACCGUCGAGUCUGGAAGAGACUGUUAACAGCGUGACUUAGACAAUGGACAUUUGCUCUGACAGUGCAUGUAUCAUGCCAUCAGGGCAUUCAUGGUAAACUGCAAGUAGGAUUUUCCACCACUGUCUCUUCAUAUUUUUUGCUAGUAGUCUCAGCCCUAGCAAGGGGCAGAUCCACGAUUCCAGAAACCAACCCCUUGCCUGCUUAAUCCUGAUUGUUGGUCCACCCUGUGAUCCGUCUUCUCUCCUGAUAGUGAAAGGAUUUGCACUGAGGAAACGCCGGGGAGAAAAUCAGAGACACUCAAAAGAUAAUUUUCAGCUUGGUACUGUUUGUGUUCUAGUUUACCAGUGAGAUUUUGUUUUUAAUUUUGGAUUAGAUGCUAUUUAUUUUUAGUGUUGAUGUUUAUUGAUGUCUGGUUAAUGUUUUAAAAAUUGGCAGUGUGGAGUUUGCCUGAGGAGUUGCAGUUUGAAUGCUCCAAUUUUAAUGCAACUUUUGAGUUAGCAGGACGGUUAAGACUAUUCAAAACUACUUAUCCACAUGUAGGAUUACUGACUUCGGCAACUAGACGUUAACACUAAUUGAACUCGCUGAAUGUUAGUUAAUCUGGUCAGUGACAUGAGUCAAGUCCCCAAUCAUUUGGUAAAAGUAGAUUGAUCACCUAGGGGCUUUCUACAUUGCACUUGUGAAUCUUUGAGGAGGGUGGAGGGUUGUGGGAGGUUAAAAAUUAUGGAUACCUCUUCAAUAAUUAUUCCCAUUAAACUGCCAGACCGGCACAAUGAUGUUUGACAAUGUGCAAAAGCUUUUCCAGUGGCCAAAACACUUUUUUUUUCACAAUUUGAUCUGUGGUGCAGCAGAUAAAUCAUAAUCUCCGUCCUUUUCAGCAGAAAUAACCCACAGAGUUGGCAAAAAAACUGAAAUUUGCCACCAAUAAAUGGGUUACUUUGCUCUUCAUGGCUCUUUAUUCACUUUGCUGUGCACCAUUUUCCUACUUACACUUUCUUUAAUCAAAGGUGCAGAGGCUGUUACUUCUGAACUGGUGACUGCUCAGAACUCAGCAUUAUAAUAGCCUCCUUUCUUCCUACAAACCCACACCUGGCAAUCUACACUGCUAUUGGAGCUGUGUGGAGUGAACCCAUCCUUUUCCUUCUGUCUGAUUACAUGGGUAAUUAAUUCGGAAUCAAUUAAAUUGACACGAUGGGAAAUAAUGCAGAAAAUACUGGGGAAAGAAUCCUUGCUUACCAGACCAUGUUGCUAAAUAGAACAGGAAGUUUAUGAAUUUUCAUUUCAAACCCAUCACCAACCAGUAUAAAUGUUGACUGAUCAGCUGUUUCAUUUCCAAUAUGAUUUAUUUUCAAAUUUCCAAUCUGAUAUACUUCUGCACAAUCUCACUGCAAUUUCUUGUUUACUGACGAUAGCAGUCAGACAGUCGUAAUCUCCACUGGUCAAGACGCCUGUGCAGAUUUUUGAAUCUGCAUUCAGCAAUUUGUGUUAAAUUCCCACUUUUUUCAAAUUCUCUGUCUGCCCCUCUCACUCUCUCUUUGUCACUGUCUCUCACGCGCACACACAUGCCCGCACACACGCAAAAUGUCUGUUUCUCGAUCUGUCUCUAACUGUGUUUCGUUCUCUUCCUCCCCCUGACCCCCCCCCCCAACCUAUUUACACACCAACUAACUAAAAACCGUAAACAUGAGCAUUACCAGAAGAAAAAGCUGUUUUCCUCCUCUUGGAUGGGCCUGGGGGAGAAAAUAAGAAAGGACUACUUCCUUUACUGUUGUUUGAAGCUGCCCCUGGGAUAUGAAAUCAUACUUUGUAGAAUCACGCUUCACCCAUCUCCCUCCAGCACCAAAUUUUCACUGUGAAGCCUGGGAAAAUUGUCUCACUGAGACAGGGUAACUGAACUGAAGCAAUACAUGGUCUUGGUUGCUCCCCCUAUUGCACAGGAUGAGUGGGGGAUGCAAGAAGUCCAUUUGAGGUUUCUUGAUAACAAAGUGAGAUGAUCUUAUCCAGCAGUCCCUGUAUAGGGGGUACACCAUUGUAUUACCUCAGAAUUGAUUUUGCAAGGGAGAUUUUGCAUUUAGAACUAAUUGCAAUUCUAGUAGUUUUCAGAAAUUUUCUUUGCAGCAGUAGCUCUCAGAAAGAACAAAAGUUCAUCAGUUUAAAUGGUAGUCAUCAAUAUAUACCUUGUUGCCCUUUCAGCAAUGGAAAUAUUAUGGAAAGACAUGCAUCCUGAUUCUGUUAGACACUGUGAGGUCAGUGGGAUAGUUAUUCCCAAUUCUACCUCGGUGUUUUGGCUCACUGUGUUACAUUUCCUCCCUUACACAGGGAGAGGUAUUUUUAUCUGUAAAAGUGGCAGUCAGGAAGAAAAAAGUAAGAUGAGAACUUUGCUGGAACACUUUUUUAAAAACCUUCAUUAUACAAAGAGAAAAUUAGCAUCACGACAUGUCAUUUGGAUUCCAAUCAGCAUUAAGUAAUUCAGGCUCUUUUCUCUUGUGAUUUAUGUCAUGACCUGAACCUGAUGGGGUAUUUGUUUGUGUAUGUUUCUGCUACCCAUUAUUCAGAAAUGUAAAUUGGCUUUUUUUGAGUUUUGAGAAAGUAAUGGUAGCAUAUUCUGUAAGUACUUGUUGUGUCUGCACAUUUUAUCCAGCUGAGCUGCAACUGAGGUUAUAUAGGGGAAAGGACCAUCCUUUUCUAAAGCCUUAUCCUGGGAUUGGGAUGCACAUUUGACAACUGUGGUAUCUGCCUCCUGAAGUUUGAUGUUUAAUGUAGAUUCCUGUACUGGUCAAUUUCUUCUGACUGUCCAGCGAAGACCAGUGAAGCAUUCUGAGGCAGUAGUUAACAGCCUGCCAACUGAGGUCAUCCCAGAUGCAUCAUUCUGUUUUUGAGACAACUGUAAGAAACCUGAGGAGCAGAAACACAAUUUAUUGCAGUACCGGGGUUGUCACGUUUGGAUAAAUGGUGACCUGAUCCUUGCUUCUGAGCGCAGGAGAGUGUGGAUCAAUCUUUUGUGAAGUUGAAGAAAGAAAGUAAUUUACAAACUGCCUGAAAGACUAACUGCGAUUGUGAUGUGCAAGCCACAGGUAUGCAAUGUUUUGUGACUACCCCACAUUCGCAAAUGUGACCAGUGUUUGAAAGGUCACGGUGAUGAAUGAUCGAGAGAGGAUGGGAGUGAGCAGACAAGGGGAGAGUUUAAAAUGUGCAAGAACCUUCUCAUUUUAGAAAAGAUUAUAUAUUUAAAAAAAACUUUUGUGUGAAAGAAGGUCGGAAGAGCGGGUGAGGGUGUCUCUCCACAAUUAAUCCAAAUUAAACAGGACUUUGGCAUCAGCCCUGAAAGGCUGGGUGUCAGAUUCCAGAUGAUCUUUUAAGAAGUGCAAUAAAUGUUUCAGGGCAGUGCAUCAAGACUUAACUGCAUGCAAAAAUUACAGCAGGAUAUGUAUAAAUUGAUUCUGUAACUUCCAAAUGCUGAAGAUUUGAUUUCUAGUCGAACACUAUGUUUAGAAAUGAGUGUGAAAUGGUGUUGCUGGGCUUCUUCAUUUUUAUUGUUUCCUGAUGUUUCCUCUUGUGGGGAGAUUGUUGUAAUAAUUGUUUUUUGUUCGCAGUCUUUGUUUGUAGUGGCAACUCUUGUACACUUUGGCUGUCUUGGAGGAGUUGGUGGGGGUUAUAGGGUUGGUUUGUGUAAUUGUCAUUGUCAUGUUCAUGUCCUGGCAACACAUCACUGAACAGUUGGACCCUGGACAUUGAUUCCUUUUCAUUUCAGUGGGUUUCUGUUUUUGUUUUAAGGGAAAUAUCAAAGGAAUUGACUGCAGUGCUGGAUUCUUGCUUGCUCUCGUUUGCGUUCUCUCUAUCUGUCGCACUCACGCUCUCUCCCUCGCUGUCUCUCAUUCACUGUCCCUUGCGUGUGUUCUCUCUCUCUCUCUCUCUCUCUCUCUCUCUCUCUCUCUCUCUCUCUCUCUCUCUCUCUCUCUCUCUCUCUCUCUCUCUCGCACGCGCUCACACACGCACACACACUUGCUCUGUCUUGCACUUUCUCCCUCACACACACACUUGCUGUCUCUGUUGUUCUCCCCCUCUCUCUCCAUUGUUCUCUGUUGCAUGUGGCACACACACAUAUACACAGUUCACAUCGGCGGGAACAUAUCCAUGUAGAAACCGAGCUAAUUGCUACUGUAGUCACUUCUCAAAGCUGUCCCCCUCGGGGACCCACGACUGAAAUAGAAUGAUUAUGCAAAAUCAGAGGUUGUUGCUGUGACUGAUGAGAAUGAGUCAGUGAUCAUGGUAGUAAACACCACCGCCUUUAUGGAAACAUGCCCCUGUUCGCAGGAACAGAAAUGCGAAUCUGGUCUCUGAAAUUUGUCAACCCAAUUAGAAAUUGUGCAGCAGACCCAAACCCUGACAUCCUGUGUAAUUGGAGUACUCUUUAACAGACUCCUUAUGACAAGUUCCCUGUUUAUUUGAACUUGUUUAUACUUUGUCAAUGCAACUCGUAAUCUGUUGUAUAUUCCAGGAGAUUAAUGUCCUUCAAGAUCGGAUCUGUGAAUGACACUAAUGUAGAUUUUUUGGACAUGACGUCUUUUGGGAAAAACUGUACCCUUGCCCUUUAAGUGAACAAAGCAGCCAUUAGUUAUACGUGAGGCAGUUUAUCGUUUGGAAGAGAUUCUAAUUUAUUCUGCAAUUCAGCUGUUAGGAUUGGGUCAAAUGUUUAAAUCUACACAUAAAAAGCUUGUUUCAAGGUCCUAGACAGGUCGGGAAACUGCAUCAUUCACAGCUGAGCUGUAAUUGGUUUCAGUGUCUCAGGGCUAGGGCACAGAAAUGUCAGACAUGGUACCUGAUUCGGUCUCAGUAGCCAGUGUCUGGAAGCAUACACUGGGUGAAAACAGGAAUGAGUAUUGCCCUCAGAGUACUGUAAUGCUCAGCUAGAAAUAAUGUAAGGUGACAUUGGUCAUGCAUAUGAGUAAGGGUCAGCAGCAUUGGCCAACAGUGUGAGGAAAGGAGAAACAGUCUGUUGUUUACCAGCCGUUAAUGAUUCAUUUAUCUUGAAUGUUUGGGCUGAGUGACACCAGAUGCUUGUUCCUGGAGGUGAGAAAGAGAGACUUGCUAAGCUGUAAGCAUAGUGAAUCUAUCCAGUCAGCACCACUGAAAUGAAUAGGAGGGGGUGUGAUGGUGACAUGGGACACUAAUAUAUUGAAAUUUCACACAGUGGCUGUAUGAUCAGAAAUGGAGAUAAUGUGAAAUGCCUGGAUGGGAGUCAUGGAGAAGAACAAAGAUUUUCUGUGAGAAUAAUGACUGUUGCUGGGGCUGGUAAGGGAGUGUUUGGGUGGAGGGAGUGAUUUCUGAGAAUACUGCUUUUAAAAUGACUGUUAUACCAUGUGAGAAUUUUUGAGCAGUCAGGUUGGCCCUCCCACGGGGGAGCGCAUCAGAUGUGAAGCUGUGCCCAGCAGGUUCUGAGCAGAGUUGUGUGUUCCCUGUCCCUUUCCUCCCAAGCAACCUGGUCCAGUACUUACUGUGGGCAAAAGGCAACACCGGCUCCAUCCUCAUGUUCCUGGCCCUGCAUAAGAUUUGGGACUCUGUUCUCUUCUAAUUCACCCAUAAGUAAUUGGCUUGUGCUUCCAAUUUAAGUGGCCUUUUGCUCUGCCAGUGAUUUUCUUGCAGGACCUAUUUCUGGCCAAAUGAAUGGGGGUAGAGGUUUCUCAAAACACAGUGAAAAGAUGCAGCAAUGUGGUGUGACCUGCGAACAGCCAUCUCCCUGUCUCCAGAAGGGCACAGAUUUUUUUAAAAAGGCAGAAUGCAUCAAUUCUGUGCAAGCUGAAAUAAUUUUGACAAUAGGAAAAAGGGAUUGAGAACUCAUUUGAAUUCCAAUUUAUUCUGAUCCAGUAAUUCCCUAUUUUUGUGCACGCGCACGCACGCACCCCACCAACUCCAGAACCAGAGGCACAGGUUAUGAGAGCGACUGAUGUUAAGGUUAAACCUGCUUAGGAAGCCAGGUUAAAAUGAUUUCCAGCUGCUUUUUGCUUGCUGUUGUGUAUUCCUCUCGCCCUCUGCUCCAUCACCCUGCCCCUUUGUCAGGUUAAAUAAACCCAAGCAUCUCUCUGUAGGAUGGCCAAAAUUUCAUAGAUUUUGCCACUUGUCACACCUGCAGAACCUGACAUUGGACAACUUCGCCAGCACUGCUACAGUUUUGUUUGUAGAUAUUAAACUCCUAUGUAAUACACUGCAGGAUAGUCAAAUAUUUUACAUGAAACUAUUUGGUAAUGUAAUUUAAAACUUUACUUUUGUCCUUGCAAUUCCAACAGCAGAUUAUGCACUAUAGACAGAUAACACUUUAAUAUCAACACAGUGCACCACUCAUUGGUGGUGGUGUUCUUGGUCUUUUGCUGCAUGAAAGAGGAGACAUUCAUAUUCAUUAUUACACAUUCGUUUUGUUUGCUAAAUUUACAAGAGUAAGGAAGAGGUGAAUUGGAAGUUCAGCUCACCAAAGUAUCAGCUGUUUUUAAAGUGCUGUGUUCAAAAUUGACUCAUGGCAGUCUCAUACUAUUAGAGUAAAAGGACACAAUUCAAGCAGUCUGUGGAGACAAUGUAGAUCAUAAAAUAAAAGCAAGAUAUUGCAGAUGCUUAGUAAUUCAAAAUAUAACAAAGUGCUGGGGAAACUCAGGCAACAUUUAUGGAUAGAGACCCUAAGUUUUAACUUGAAUAUGACUCUUUUUAGAAGAGAAUUGCUGAGAGCAGUUUAGGGAAAUUGUUUAUGGGAGCCCGAUAAGAUGAAAUAUAGCUGCAAAAUGACCACACUCGUUUUUAAGAAAUUAAAAUAGCCAUCACUUUGGUCUGUCUCCUCUUUUCCCAUCCCUGUGUGCCUGCAUACUGUCUCCCCUUUCUCUUGCCUCUCUGCUUCUCCUUAACCCUUCUGUCUCUCCUGCUCUCUCUCUUUCCCCUCCCUCCCUCUCUUUUUUGCUCCUUCCCCUGUCUGUCAAUCACUCUUGCUCCUCCACAAUGCACCCCUCCCCCAUUUAUUUGUCUGUCCGACCCUCUCUAUAGCUCCCUCUCUACUUUUCUUUCAUAGCACCCUUUUAUUCACUUGUUUUGCUAAAACUCCCAGACUUCUACAACUUAAUUUCAACGUAAGUUGCACGACCGUUUCUCUAACUGGUAAGACCAAAGCAGCAGACCGGUUUGCUCUCGUUAUUGUUGACUUUCUUGGCCAGCAAGACUGACAGAAAUUCAAUCUACCCCUUCCUCCGUUUUUCUGUUGACUAUCUAACUGCUUAAUGCUGCAAAGCUGAUCUCUGUAGUGAGUUUGCUGUUAUGCAGGGAAGACUCCCUUUCAUUUUACCUAGUUCCUGGAGCCUGGUACGUUGCCCAAAAUGUCCAAUUUCUUUUGUUGCUGAUAAUCUAAGUUUUUUUUUGAAAAGAGGAUGAGAUGGUGCCCCCAGAGUCGGUGUUGCUUUUGUACCCAUGGAUGAUGGAGCAUGCAUCUCUGCCCACAAUCAAUGUAUGUUGAUGCCUCCUCAAGUACCUGCACUUGUACAAAAUACUUGAUUAAUCUGUUGAUUCUGGGUAAGUGGGCAUAUUUCCACUGAGCCUCCCAAGGCUCUGAUGUGAGCCUAGUGCAAUUAUGUGAGUUUUACAGCAUCUUUGGGUUUAUUCAGAAUCUUGGUUAAUAAUUAAAAAUUUAAAAAUUUCUUAAAUUA